Molecule: messenger RNA, 2431 nt
Organism: Eurytemora carolleeae
Lineage: Eukaryota; Metazoa; Arthropoda; Copepoda; Calanoida; Temoridae
Product: NEDD4-binding protein 3-B
Exons: 9
Coding region: 307-918 (203 amino acids)
Source: RefSeq, a predicted model, not a curated record
AGAUUAUUUUAUAAAUAUCUUUCUUUUUCUUAGCUACAUAAUUCCCUACUUAACUUUCAUAAAAGAUUAUUUGUCAAUUUAAAAAACUUGAAUAUCUUCAUCUUUAGUUGCACAACAUUGUAGGAUUUUUCUUCGAAUUUUUAAAUAGUUUUACACAACCUAAUCGGAUUCUUUAACUAGGCUCAAAAUGAGGCUCGGAGGCUGGAGCAGGAGCUGGAGGCUGUAAACGAGGCCAGGGCAAACCAGAUUAACGAGACAAGAAAACUUGAGGCCGAACUCUCUUCUUUAAAAAAGAGCCUAGAGGAGAUGGAAUGGACAACCUUUGAUAAAUCUCAAGAUUCAUCAAGUCAGGGAUCACAGAUUUCAAGUUUUAAACCUAGAACUGGAAACCAGGAUUCUGCUAGUCUCAUCCUCGAAGUCUCCGAGGUUAAACGUCUCCUUGAGGCCAGAAAUACGCAGGUUUCGGAGCUAAAAUCUGCCAACAAAUCUCUCACAUCAGAUAUAAUCAACUUAAAGAAUCUGCUGGAUCUGGAAGGUGAAGGCUGUACAUUACAAGAAAUAUCACAACAGAAAGAGAUUAUUAUUGAGAGGGAUAAAACUAUUGAAAAAAUCCAGAACCGGUUGCGUGAGUGUGAGAAGGAGAAAGGAGAACUGAGAACAGAGCUGGACUUGUUCAAGGAGAACUUCGAGGUGGAGAAGGUUAACUGGUUGGACGAGAAAGAGAAGGUUAUCAGAUAUCAGAAACAACUGCAGUUGAACUAUGUGCAGAUGUAUAAGAAGAAUAAGAGUCUUGAAUCCGAGGUUGACCAGCUGAAGAAAGCACUGGCAGAGACAAGCAGCAACAAGACUUCAUCAUCCACCAGAUCGAGACUGUUCAGUAAAUUCAGCAAGUUUCAUGAAUCCCAAGGAAUUCAUUGAUUAGAGUUUGUAGUUCGGAGGUCACUUUAGACUUUAGAGGCUGGAUUACACAAUAUUUAGUGGUGUACAAUAUGCUAAAAACUUCCUCAAAUUCCAUAAAAAUUUGGAAAAGAAAGACGACUUUUAGACUCAAGUUAUGACUUCAAAUAAUCCUAUGAUUAGAUUCCUAAACAUAUCAACUACAUAUAAGAUUGUUAAUUAAUGUCGUCCUCAUAUUGCACAAUUUUAUAGGUUCCCAAUGUAAAGUUUUAAAUAGUUUUGUUGGACGUAAUUAUUAUCAACAUUUUUAAUCAAUGGUGCUUUAAUGUAAUAAAGAAGAUAGACACGGGCACAAUACCUUUUUAUACAUUUCAAAUAUUUUGUUUUUGAACCGAACUGAAGGCUACAGUGAGAACCUAAAACUGAAAAAUAAAACGAUAAAAAUAAAGUAAUACUUUAACGUAUGUCAUGCUGAUACAAAACAAAUGGUUUUACACUUAACUUAUUAAAUUGCUGUGUCUAAUGUUUAUUGGAUUAAAGUCAUAACUUACGUCUGAAAGUCGUCUUUUUGUUUCUUAGUUUUCUGGUUCUCACUGUAGGUUAUUAACUUGUAUCUAACUUUGAAACAUGUAAGCUAAUAUUCGGCUUUAUAAGAAGAUGUUUUAAAAAUGUAUUGAAAAAUAUUUAAAAAUAUCCAAUUUUUUUAACUAUAAUCUCAUCUAAACGUAAUUUGCCCGCAAACAUUUUCCCGAGAACCAUCGUUUUUUACAUUAAAUUAACUUUUAGCAUUUUGAAUAAGAUGAGCAAACUCGUUAUUUUAUGUUUUUGGAAGCCAUUCGUUCAAAACAAAUUAAAUAUUUUUGACCUCAGCAUUGGCUUUGAAAUAUUUGACAAAAAACUCUGGGAAAAACUUAAAACAAUAAAAAAUUACGUUUAGCACAAACACUCAUUUUGUGUAUAUAUAUUUGUUUUGGAUAGUCAUAUAUUUCCUCUAAUUGGUACUAUAAGAUCGAUUCUCUAAUAGUCUACAAAUUUGUGAUAAUUUUUUUUCUAGAAAGGUGUGUUAGUCUAAAAAUUUUCUGAAGUGAAACGUUCUCUAAUUAUGUCAUUUUAACAAAGGAAUCUUGUUUUUCUUUUCGAACUUCACUUGAGUUCCAAAAACUUUAAAAAUUUCAAGAGGGUUAAAAUAAAGUUAAACAAUUGUUCAAUCAUGUGCCAUUAAUACACUCAAAUAGAUACAGAUGUUGAUGUUAACGUGCUCCUAAUACUUAAGGCAACUGUAAGCGUGAUCUUCUUUGUAUAUAAAAAGAAAUGUCCAAUUUACAAUUAAGAGAACUUUCAGUCUUUGUCUGCUGAUCAAGAAUGCAUUAGAAAUUCGUGAUAUUUCUAUUUCUAUUUAUUCUCAAUUGUGAAGUCACUUGCGGAUUUCUUGCUUCUGAAACAUUGUAGAAAUUCGAAAUCCUGAAAAGUAGAUGAAUUGUGUUUUAAUGUAAUUGUAUUGCUAUAUAUGUUCUUUGAAUAAAGUUGUCAAAUA